Messenger RNA from Rotaria sp. Silwood2, 1149 nucleotides. NCBI's taxonomy places the organism in Eukaryota, Metazoa, Rotifera, Eurotatoria, Philodinida, Philodinidae. The record is from the annotation of a GenBank genome assembly.
AUGGUGAGAGAACCGUUGUCAAUUAAUCUGUUUACUCCAAGUGCUGGUGCAGGUAAAUCAACAACUGAUGUGAAUGGUAAAUUUCUUUUUUCUCAAGUGCUCAUUGAUUGCCUGCUAAGGCUAAAAUUCACUCAGAAAGAUAUGAAAGAAUUUAUGGAAUUUUGCAAGCAGAAGUUUGAAGGUGAUGAUGAAGAGUUAAGAAACCUUCGUGAGUUUGAAGAGGAUUAUUCACCUAACAAAGCUUUAUGGUGGUAUUCACGAGAAUCUUUCUUUUACAAGACUCUUAAUGCAGCUCUACGUACUCAAGAAAUUCAUUUGAUGUUUUUAUUUCGUGCAUUUAUCUCUGAUAUCUGUCGUCAAUUAGAAAGUCAUCAAACUCAGCAACCUAUACGAACUUAUCGAGGCCAAAUGCUACCAAGUGAUGAACUGAAAACUUUGAGAGAAUGCUGUAAUCAGUUUAUUUCAGUGAAUUCAUUUUUUUCCACCAGUACGGAUGAUCAGCGAGCUCUUUCAUUUAUUAACUCUUAUGGUAUUACAGCUGGUUUAGAGCGAGUGAUGUUUGCAAUCGACGCUGAUCCUAAGAUGAUCAGUACAAAGCCAUUUGCUGACAUCAGUUCGUAUAGUAAAUUUAAGGAAGAAGCAGAAGUGCUGUUUAUGCUUGGCUCUAUUUUUCGUUUAAACAGCGUCAAUCGUAGUAGCGAUGGUCAAUUUUGGAUCAUCCAAAUGACUUUAUGGAGUGACAGUGAACAUGAUUUAAAACAAGUCUUCGUGGAUAUGAGAGAGAAACUUGGCAGUGGAGAAACAAGUCUUCAAACAUUAGGAAAAGUAUUAUGGGAGAUGGGAAAGCCUGAUUUAGCUGAGAAAUACUUUAUUCGCUUCUCAAAACAACUCAAACCCGACGAUCCUUUACUUGUUGAUUUGUAUAUCAAACUUGGCAAACUCGCAUCUCAAAAUGGUCACUACGAAAAGAGUAUUAAAUGGCAUAAAAAAGUUAUCGCACUAAAAAAGCAGAUACAAUCAACUGUGGCUUCAAAUACUAAUGUACCAAAUUCUUCUAUAAGUAAGUUCGUAGAAAGACAAUAUACCAUUUUAAAACUAAUGCCUUAUAUAAGACAUGAUAAAUUUUUAUCAGAAGUUUUUAAAAACUGA